AAUCGCCCGUAGUGGGGCGAAUGCCACCAAUUGGCGACGUGAAGGACAAUGGCGACGACCGCCGCUGCCUUAGCGCUUCUUCUGACCACGGCGGCCAUGUGGGCGCAGCAGUGGAUGCGGGCCGCGGCCGCCGACUGCCCCGAAUUUUACCGCCGCAAGAACCCGCAGCACACGGCGUGCAAGCCUCUCAACUCGUGGUGCAAGAUCAAGGAGAGUGGCGUGGACGACGUCCAGCGCUCCCUCAUACUGAAGCUGCACAACGACUACCGGAGCCGAAUCGCACGUGGCAACGUGACCGGAUUCAAGCCGGCAGCCGACAUGCAGGAGCUCUUGUGGGACUCCGACCUGGAAUACGUGGCUCAGGCUCAUGCUAACCUAUGUACAACUCCCGACGGCGACCUGAAACAUGACGACGUGCGGGACCGCUUCACGCCACGCUUCAAGUUCACGGGUCAGAACUUGGCGUGGAUAGGCCGGUCGUUCGGCAACGGGGGGCCCAACUGGACCUACGUGAUUCUCGGCUGGUUUGCGGAGUACAGGCUCUACCCCGCAGGCCUGGUGUCUCGGCUCGAGGUCACAUCAGGCGUCAAGACGGGCCACUUCACCCAGCUCGCCUGGGCCAAGUCGCGCUACGUGGGCUGCGGAUACGUCUACUACACCGUCGACAAGGCCCGCUAUCCGCACAUGAAGCACUACACGUGCGACUACGGCCCUUCCGGGAACUACCUAAGGCAGCCCGUCUACCAGGAAGGCGCCACGUGCAGCGCCUGCCCAGAGCCGACUCAGUGCAACCGGCGCAAGGGCCUGUGCGACGGUACGUCGAACGAUCCGGGUGAGAUGAACCCGUUCAUACGCUACCGAGCGCCCGUCCCGAUUGUAAAUGCUUCGCCAUCCCAACCGCGUACUGAGCCACCGACCACGCUUGAGCCUAUGACUGAAGGUCCCUACGUACAAGAUUUCUACCCAAAACCAUUGCCAAUUCCGGAGUCCGAUGAUCCGUAUUCAACGAUCGAACCAAGUACAGAUACGGUCCAAUUUCCUCCAGUCGGAGUAGGCGGCGGUUCUCAAGAUGCUCAGGGCGACGAGGACGCUUACCGGCAUGUCGACGAAGAAGGGAUUGGCUGGCUGUCCUUCAUCGCGGUCUGCGUCAGCGGGGUGGCGGUCGCUGCGCUCGCCACGUUCUUCGUCUUCUGGCGAUACAUGGCCGCGACGCCGCUCCCGGAACCUGGCGGUGCGACGGGAGCGCGGAGUCUGACUACCUCGGCAUUGCCGUAAAAAGCACGCAGACGCCACAUCUACACUUAUUCAACAUAUUAAAUGUGCACGAGCUGGAUCAUCGAGAUGAUGGCCGAGCUUGUAGCAGUGUGUUCUAUCCUCA
Dermacentor albipictus is the source of this 1378-nucleotide messenger RNA. RefSeq lists its product as uncharacterized. The record is from RefSeq and is a predicted model, not a curated record. NCBI's taxonomy places the organism in Eukaryota, Metazoa, Arthropoda, Arachnida, Ixodida, Ixodidae. Gene Ontology annotation, cellular component: extracellular region.